Molecule: messenger RNA, 1956 nt
Organism: Acanthochromis polyacanthus (spiny chromis)
Lineage: Eukaryota; Metazoa; Chordata; Actinopteri; Pomacentridae
Gene: ftr97
Exons: 2
Coding region: 144-1625 (493 amino acids)
Source: RefSeq, a predicted model, not a curated record
UGGGCUCUGUGCACAAUAUGGCGUCUGAUAACUUCCGGGCCCUGAGUGUAUGCAUGAGUACUUCCUGUGACAACUGAUUUGACAGCUAGAGCGGGACAUACCGACUUACCGACGUUUGACAGAUUUAGUUGUUUUAUUGUUCAAUGAGUGUAUUUAGAGUUCGAGAGAGGCGUCUUGCCUAUCAGAGGGUGGGGGUAUCGGCACUGCAUUGUUGUGUGCCGUUGUGCACCGUUUCGUCACGCUAUAAUAGUGAAGUUAGCUUUCAUUCAUUCCCAGUUGACUCCGUGGUGCGGGCGCAAUGGCUCCAAAAGAUUCGGAGGGAUAACUUCACCCCGACUAAAAACACCCGGGUUUGUUGUCGGCAUUUUAAGCCGGAUGAGUUUUAUGUGACUGCUGGGGGGCUGCGAAAGCUGAAGAAGGGAGCGAUACCGCUGUACUUCGAGUGGAAUGGAUAUGAGCUCCCCACACCCAGACCGAGCGUUUGGGACCGGCGUACGCGGGUCGAGAUUCCUGUCCCGGAGUCAGACUCGGAUGCGGAGAUGGAGACUGCAUCCGAGGCAGAAAAAGAUCAUGAUUAUUGUCUUGUCCCAGAAACAGGAGCGAGGGCCAGUGAUUUAGCGGACGAAAACGAUGCCUUACGCCGCAGGAUUGGAGAGCUGGAGGAGCAGCUGGAAGCGCUUCAACUGCGCCAGCGCUUCGGAAUAGAGCGCUUGUAUGGAUCUGAUGAGGACGUGCGCUUUUAUACAAGAUUUGCAUCUUACAGACAUUUAAUGGCGUUUUGGCGAUUGAUUGAACCUGCUGUGACCCACAAGAUGGUUCGCAUAACCAGCGCCAAGACAGCCGCAGCCCGCACAGUCCCUCACCAAACAACGAAACUAAGACCCAUUGAUGAGUUGCUGCUGUUCCUCAUGUACCUCUCAGUGGGUUUUCCUUUAAGGGACUUAGCAGAGAGGUUCAGCAUUCAUCGCACCACUACAAGCAGGAUCAUCUCUUCAUGGACCCAUUUCCUCUACUGCCUGCUGGGAAGCAAGCGCCUUUGGAUUCCCCCAGAAACAGUGAAAGCUCAACUGCCACCUGAGUUUGAAGCUUUUCCAGAUACACAGGUGGUGCUUGAUUGUACAGAAUUAUUCUGUCAAACGCCAUCCUCUCUGCUCCUUCAGAGUGAGGUGUUUUCCACCUAUAAAUCUCAUGCUACAUUCAAGGCUAUGAUUGGCAUGGCACCGCACGGUGCAGUCACCUUUGUGUCUGGGCUUUAUGCAGGAUCGAUGAGUGAUCGUGAGAUCUUUCGGCUGUCUGGCAUCAUAAAGCUGUUGAAGCCAGACAUGGCAAUCAUGGUGGACAAAGGGUUUCUCGUGGACAACAUUGCGCCAUGCAAGGUGUACCAGCCUGCCUUUCUCCAUAGCAAAAAACAAAUGAGUGGGGAGGAUGUCAGACAGACACAAUCUAUUGCACGCCUUAGAGUGCAUGUGGAGAGAUGCAUAAGGAGAGUAAAAGAAAACAAACUGUUUGACAAGGACAUACCAUUGUCUGUAUGUGGGAACAUUGAAGAAUUGUUCUCUGUGGCCUGCUUCCUGGUCAAUUACCAGAACGGGCCAUUAGUCAAGGCAUGGGCAGCUCGAGAGUGACUUACAUCAAAGAUGUGUCCAAGUAGUGUGGAUGUACUGGUGUAAAUAGUAUAAAAUGAAACAAAAUGCUGAUAAAUGACUCACCUGCAGAAGUGUUCCCCUUUGCAGCUGGAAUCAGCACCUUUACACGUUGUGAUGUUUGUUGUGAAGAAAUGAAAAAAGGCAUACUCUGCUUUUUUAAAACCUUUGUUGCUUCCUUGUUAUAAUUAUACUAAAAUUAAGUUUUGCUGACUUGAUAUAUAAUUGAAAACACGGUGGAGAUAACGUAAGAAAGUGUAUGAUUUAAUGAUGUAAUAAAGAAGUAUUGCAAACAAACAAUACAACUUAAACA